Molecule: messenger RNA, 2984 nt
Organism: Amoebophrya sp. A120
Lineage: Eukaryota; Dinophyceae; Syndiniales; Amoebophryaceae
Source: the annotation of a GenBank genome assembly
AUGGGAAGCGAGCAAAGACUGUGUGCUCGUGCUGGUCUCGUUGAUACCACUCUUGGUAUGGAGCAAACAAAUCGAGUGACUGUGACACUACCACCGGCAGGAUCGCGACUCAUCUACUUACUUCAGAAAGGGUUCUUGAUGGAGGUUGUGACAGCAAAGAGUCGGGAGCUGGUCGCUCGUUCUUGGCAUAUCGAGAGGGACGAGUCUUCUUGGCGGGUACUGAAAAUUUCAAAUUUUUACAUUCUUUUCAUUUCGCUCUCGAAUGUUAGUUCGCUGAGAGUAGGUACAUCGAAAGUGCAAGCGAAGAUGACGCGUUUUUCGCCGAACAUGUCUCUGCGAAAACACGUCGCGGCACUCUUGGUCCACCUCCUUAUGGUGCCAUCAUGUCACGCGACGGGCAAGCGGCCUAACAGAAACCACGAGCGGAUCGAGGGGCUGCCUCCCGGACUAGUUUCCUCUGGUCCGAUUGUGAUCCGGCUUGAUGGGCCGGAUUCACCCUUCGGUCCCGGGGGGCAAGACCCGUUUGCGGCUUUUGUGCAGGACCUGCUGAGCACCCCUCCGAGGCCCAAGAAGGGCGGCAACCUGCGAGGGUCCAACAGUCUCCGCCGCGGCGGCGCCGGCGGCGGCCCGACACUGAUGCUGCCGCUGCCGCUUUUUGGCGGCCUCCUAGCUGACGAUGACUCGGACGAGGACAGCACCGACGGGGGCCCCUUUUCGCCGUUUUCCCUGCUAACCGGCGGCCUGCAGGGCUCGCCGCUCUUCGGCGGGGGCGGUUUUCUCGGACCGCGCAGGGGCCGCGGCGGGAUGGGCCUUGUCUCCGAAGAAACGGAAAUCACGAUGACGCCGCAGGGCAUGCGGAAAAAGACCAUCCGCACGGACGACGACGGCACGGUCACCGUGACAACGGUGCAUCCCGACGGAACGAAGGAAGUGCAGGUGACAAAAAAUCCACGCAAGCAGAAGCAAAAUCAAGCAGGGGGUGCGAAACAAGAGGACAGCAGUAAAGAGCAGCAUCUUCUUGCGGGUUCGCAGCCCUCGUCGGCCCCUGCGAAGAUGAACAAGGACGAUAGUGCUAGUAGCAGCAGCACAACGGCAGCGCCAAAGGUUGGUGUCGAGUUGCAGCACUUCGUGGAUCAUUUCCCGAUGCACCCCAGCUUUUUCCAGCCUGACGAGGUGUCCAAGGUGGAGACCAGCGGCAUGGACUUGAGUCUCGGCCCAAACUCGGCCGGCGACUCGAGCGGCGACGAGCUCUUCGGCGACCUCAUGCUCAAAACCAUGCUGGAAAGCUUGGGACAGGCUAUGCCGGCGGCGUUGCUGCGGCAAAUGGGUGAAGCGCACCAGCAGGAGCAGCAGGCGAAGGAACGCGAAAACAAGAAAGCCGAUCGUGAUCCAGCACCGACUUCUAGUAGUACUAGUGAGAACCAGGACCCGGCAUCUUCACCGCAGCAAGUAGGGGGAGAACACGAUCCCUGCGCGAAUGAUCUCAAGAAGUUUUCCUGUGCGAAUACCGCCCACCGGUUGCACUGUCUCGGCAAGCACGAAAUGCUGUUAAAAAAGGAGUGCCGCGAUUCGAUUGCGAAAGCCGUCCCGUUUGUGUGCCACUCCCAGAUCGAUCAGUACAAGUGCCCGGCGGAUUAUCCAACAAGAAAAAGACUGUCCCAGUCUACUCAAACCUUUGCAGUACAUCCAACCAGCAACGCUAUGAAUUCGUUCAGCGUGGUGACACACAAAACCUGUGAUGCGUCAGACACAAGAGAAAACACAUACGAAGCGCGCUCUAUUUCUUUCAUGAGAAAAAUGUGGAGCUGCAUGGCAUCGAGAUAUGGAGAUACACCCGAAGCAAGGAAUGCCCCCAUUUUGCAGUUGCGACUGAAAGACUGUUGCCUUGUGAUACGAAUGGCAGCGUGUUGGACUGCCUGAGCAUGCACGAGAGCGUACGCAUGGAAAAAGUAUCGUGCUAGGAAGUAGUAUAGCUCGUGUCCGUGGUGUGACAAGUUGGAUUCUGUCAUGCACACGCCAAUUUAGCUCAUGAUUAUGCAUGGUCGCGAUUACUACGAGCGCGAUACUUUUGCAGCGCAUAGAGAGACCUCGCGGGCAACUGUCGGGACUCCGUCGACAUGACGCUCCAUCUUACCAGGGCCGUCCAGGCGGCAAAGAAGGUCUUUCUCGCGCACGCCACCGACCACAGCCAAAUCGCCGCCGGGAACACGGACGAUUUGUUUUCGGUCGUGAAAAAUUCCUUCGCUUCCGACCCUACUUCGCGCUGGCACUCCAUCUUCGUGCUGCUCAUGUACGUCCUGCUCGGCGCUGCCUUCGGUCUGCUGCUCUGCUACCUGCGCGGCAAGGUACAGGUUGCCGGCGGCCACAGAAAAGUGAAAGCGAGCACGGGGGCGGAAAAAAUGAUGGAGCUCCAACUGAAGCAGAACCACACUCCGUACGACUCGUGCGACAUAGAAGAGAAGAUGGCCUGAACAAAGUAGAGCGGAGCUGUCUCUUCUGCCAAUGUUUGCUGACUGACCUAACAUAAGAAGCAAGAUCAAUCAGAAACGACGUACACGACGAUCGCAAAUUAUUAGACGAGGCUCACCGCUGCUGGAUUUGUAUAGUCUUUACGUAAAAAAGUACUUCGCUAAAAGAAAGGCCUUCAAUCCUUGAUUGUGAGUCUACGCGAUGGAUUGUAACUUUGCAGUUGCGUUUUUCUUUAAUCGGAGACCGAGAUAAUUUGUUUGAAGCUAGAAACCAGAAGAAAGUAGAUCAAGAUCUCUUGACCAAAAUUAAAGUAGUACUGGAAGGAGCGCGUCGCGAUUCGGAAGUUUGGUUUCGUAGAAAAAAACAAGAAACACCAGACAAUGAGGCAGGCGACCCCGCCAGCGAGCGCGUGAACCUGAACGCGUCAGAACGACAGAAGAGUGAUGAAGAAGAAGAAAAAUUCAUUGUAAUGCACUUAAACUUACACUGACUUAGCCAAGCGGCGGCGCUCAGAU